ACGGCUACAUUCUGCUGUGAGCCUCAACUCUUCACAGAAGGUGUCCUCGUCCUGACUGAUACCUCAGACACUGAAGUUGACUCAGACAUUUUUGAUGAACUUGUAAGGUCUGGGGUUCGAGCUUUCAGGGUUGGAUACCAAAAGCAGCUAGCAACAGAUAUUGAGAUCAGUUUGGUUGAAGAUGAAUCAGAAUCAUCAGUGCAGGCCAACCCUCUUGUCCCUCCAACAUCACCAGUUUCUCUGUCAGAUCAUUCCUCAUCCCCUGCUUCUUCUUGUUCUUCGGAUUCAACUCUUAUCCUCAAAAGUACAAAGAGCAGAAAGAAGGGCCAAGAAGAGCUUGAUCGUGAUCAAGCAAAACAGAUGGUGUAUACAGUCCUGAGGUCAAACCCAAAGGGUGAAGAAAUCUUUAACGAAUAUGACAAAACUAAAACGCUCUCAGAUGCAACUCGUCGGCAAAUGGUCAACAUACUGGUCGCAGAUAUGAUAGAAUCUCAUGGGAGGAUCCCACCCAUAGGUGUUCGGACUAACUAUGCCCUGGGGAUUGCAACACUUUUUCCAUAUCUUCAGGAUCCAUAUUCAAAAAAUGGUUAUGGAUUUUUAUAUGUUCAGAAAAGUAAAUUCUUCAGCAUU
Messenger RNA from Menidia menidia (Atlantic silverside), 630 nucleotides. NCBI's taxonomy places the organism in Eukaryota, Metazoa, Chordata, Actinopteri, Atheriniformes, Atherinopsidae. The record is from the annotation of a GenBank genome assembly.